Molecule: messenger RNA, 1791 nt
Organism: Trachymyrmex cornetzi
Lineage: Eukaryota; Metazoa; Arthropoda; Insecta; Hymenoptera; Formicidae
Product: E3 ubiquitin-protein ligase RNF220
Exons: 8
Coding region: 91-1791 (566 amino acids)
Biological process (GO): protein ubiquitination; DNA repair
Molecular function (GO): DNA binding; ubiquitin protein ligase activity
Source: RefSeq, a predicted model, not a curated record
AUUGUUAUUGUCGCCGAGGUCGUCGCAUUCGCGUCUGGUGGAAACGCGCAGCGACGGAGACAAGCAGCGGGCCCUGUGAGGUUUCUGUGAAUGUUCUCGGACAGCCGCGUGCCGCGGCUAGCCGCGCAUCAGUUUCUCAGUGCACACGAGGAAAACAUGGAUAAUUCUGCGUACGUACCGAAUCACCUACCGCCGCCGUCUUUGGUCGUGUUCUCGCAGGCCGGAGGGCUGCCUGAGGCCUUGAGAAUGCAAAGACCAUUCAAUCCACAAGUGACCGAUUCGAAAGAUCUGCAGGUGCCCUUCAGCACGGCGGCAUCGCUGGGCUACGGGCUGCAUCACAUGCUGCAUUUGCCGCCGCAAUUCCUGCAUCCGCUCGAUCAUAGACUGCCCUUCGGCGGCUUUCGGCCCUUGGUGCCGUCCGCGUUCGCGCCCCCCAGCAAGUGCCUCAAGGUCGAGACCGGGAACGGCACGGUGCCGGGGAACGGCGGCCUACCCAGCAUCGGCUCGCUCUCGAGCAUGUCGAAUAUGUUCUCGCCCACAUCCCUACCGGGUGCCGGCGGGGGUACGGUGGACCGAAUCGUGGUGCGACUCCCGAUGAGGAAGACCGUGACGCCAACGCCACCCCAGGAUCCGAGAACACUGAACGAUCCACUCCGGAGGAGGGACGACCGUACAGACGUAAGUGCAAUCGUGACGCUAUCAGCCACUCAAAGUAGUAGAAUGUCAACGCGUCUUCUCAUCGACGGCUUUAUCUUUACCGCCGUUUGCGUAUAUAUUCGCAAGAAGAAAUUCCCUUCGGAUCCCUCCUGCUGCCCUGUAUGCGGAGUGACAGUGAGACCUCAAGAACUAGAGCAACAUUUUGCUCAAGAGCUCGAUCGAUUGUACAAGGUCUCCUCGGCAUCUUCAAGACCUCGACCCUCGAGGUCGACCUUACCACCAACGCAUCCCCAAGAUCAUUCCCAUGGCACGAUGCUCCAUGCCCCAUCGGCGGCGGAUGGCACCCCUCAGGGUAGAUGGGAAACAUACAAAAGGAUCAAGGCCAACAGACAAGCCAGAAUACGCGUUAAGAAUCGAAAGCGAAAAGCGGACGAGGCGUCUUGUCCGGUUUGCAGCGAGAGAUUGUCGGGCACUCCGGAGGAAUUAAAUCAACACGUCGACCGAUGCCUGAAUAAGCAGAACAAUGGAAAUCCAGCCGGGCAGAACGCGAAUGUCGACGAGGAAGAGGUUGACGUCGAGGGCGACCCCGAAUACGAGGAGUACGAGUGGGCCGGGCAGACAAGAGUGCGUGCCACUUCCAUGCUCGUUGGUGGGUUUUCUGCCGCAGGCCUCGCCACUUCCUCGAGCAAUCGUAGUGGUGCUAGGGGUGGAGGUAAUCAGGAGGACGAAGACGUCGAUCUGGUGGUCGAUGGCGACGACGCCGCUGAGUUCGGUCCAGCUCAGUAUUCCGAAGCGGAUGUGGUCGCGCCGCGAGUCGAUGGCACGCCGCGAGAACAGAAAGAACGGGACGCGCUUCGCGAAGCCGUUAUUUCGCCGAACGCGCCGCACACGCCGCAGCAGCUGACUCCUGACUCCGGACUGACGGCGCAGGGUCUGGUCGAGGUGAAGCCGGAGCCGGGCGCCGCAACGCCUGUCGCCCAACAAAACGACCCCGACGAAGGUGCCUCCGGGUCACCUAGGAGAGACGGCGAUACGCCCGUUCUUGAGGCCCUUCGCGGCCGCAUCCGCGAGCUCGAAGCUGAGAUGCGCGGACAACCCUUUAAGUGUCUCAUUUGCAUGCGUUAUGUUCCUUAA